CACCUCGCCCAUAUCCAUCCCAAGCCCGUUUUAAUAGAGAGCAGCCAGGAGAGCGAGCGCACCAACGGGAUCUGAGCAUCUCUUGCUAGGGUUUCGUCCUCCCCCUCUCUCGGCCAGCACCACCUCGCAUCCCUAGCCCUAGCCUCCCUCGCCCCGGGAUCCCGCGGCGGCCAUGGCGGCGGAAGCGCCACCGUCGGCGUCCUCCUCCUCCUCCUCGGCCCCGCGGCCGCCUGCCGCGGCCGCGGCCGGGUCCGGCGGCGGCGGGGCGGCCGGGUCCGCGGAGUCGUACAUCGGGAGCCUCAUCAGCCUGACCUCCAAGAGCGAGAUCAGGUACGAGGGCGUCCUCUACAACAUCAACACCGAGGAGUCCAGCAUCGGCCUCCGCAAUGUGAGGUCCUUUGGGACCGAAGGGCGGAAGAAAGACGGAAUGCAGAUUCCUGCUAGCGACAAAGUUUACGAGUACAUCCUCUUUCGGGGAACUGAUAUCAAGGACUUGCAAGUUAAGUCAUCACCACCACCGCCACCACCACCACAAGCAGCUUCCCUGCACAACGAUCCUGCCAUAAUCCAGUCACAUUAUUCUCAACCAGCAUCAACUUCGUCAAGUUUGCCUUCAGCUGGGGGUGCAGUUUUACCAGACCUCAGCUCCCAGGCAGUUCAAUAUGGGCUUCAGAGGCCAGCUUUUCAGAGUAACCUUCCUCUAUACCAACCAGGGAAUGCUGCUCCAUGGGGCUCUUCAGUGGCACCUCCAGCAGGAAAUGCUCCGUGGGGCUCUUCAGUGGCGCCUCCAGCAGGAAAUGCUUCAACACUUUCAGUUCCCUCAAUGUACUGGCAAGGAUACUAUGCGCCUUCAAGUGGGCUGCCACCUCAUUUGCAGCAACCUCCUUUGCUUCAGCCAACACCAGGAUUGUCAGUUCCCCAGAAUCUUCAAUAUCCAGGACUAAAUCCUUCUUUGCCAUCUGGGCCACAAAAGCUGUCAGAACUCCAACCCUCAUUGAUGCCACCUAUUACUAGUCAAGGUCCUUCGACAGGUGUCCUGCCUGCUACAACAGCUCCUGCUUCUGCUACCUUAUUAGCUCCAGAAAGCUCAAAGCCUCUGUUGCCAAACAUGGGGUCAUUGUUUACUCCUCCUGCAACAUCUCUUGGCGCAACUUUUCCUUUUCCAAGCCAGCCAACUUCCGUGGCUGAAACUAGUGCAACAGUGUCACAUAACUUAACUUCAUUCGGUAGCAACAAGGCUACUGCUCUUCCAGGCUCAACACUGGCAUACCAAACUGUAUCUCAGUCUGUUUCUUCAACUAUUGCCCCAUCUAGCUCAGCCCAAGUGGAGAUGCCCGUGCCUUUGUUGGCACCAUCAGGUCAACUAUUGCAGAACACAUCAUCUGUGCUCUCAUCGUCGCACUCCAUGCAGGCACCAUUACAGGUGGCCAGCAAAGAAGUCAAGCCAGUUGAGCCUAAGGCUAAGGUUGCAGAACCAUUACUACCUGACCCUUUGCUACCAGACCCACCAUCACGGGCUCUGCCUGAAAAUAAGGAGCCUAUAUUGCCAUUGCCAAAACAGACACCUCAGAAGUACAAUGGAUCUGGUUCGCACAACCAUCACAACUUUAGGGGCCGUGGAAGGGGUAGAGGGAGCGCGUUUUCACAGUCUGUAACAGCAUUCACUGAAGAAUUUGAUUUCACGGCCAUGAAUGAGAAGUUUAACAAAGAUGAAGUCUGGGGUCAUCUUGGUAAGAAAUCCCAGUCAAGGGACAAGGAUGGUGAGGUGGGAGAUGAUGUGUUUGAUGAAGACCUGGAGGUUGAGGAAACUGACAACCCAGAGCUAGCUGUUAAGCCUGUUUAUGUCAAGGACGACUUUUUUGAUUCCCUCUCUAGUGGAACAUUUGGACGUGGAGGGCCAAAUGGAAGGGGCAGACCUUCUGAACGGCGUAGAGUAGACACAGAGACGUUUGGUGAAUUUCCAAGGCACAGGCAGCCUUAUCGUGGUGGCGCCCGAGGUUACCGUGGUGGAGGGCGUUCUCGUGGUUCAUAUUAUGGUGGCAGAGGCUAUGGAAACACAGGGAUGGGAGGCUAUGGAAACACAGGGACAGGUGGCUAUGGAAACACAGGGGCAGGUGGCCCUGGAAAUUCGUAUCCUCACCGGGGCUAUGGGAGAGAUUGAUUAUAGCAGAAAUGUGCUGGCAACCAUACUUGCGGGUGUCGUAGUCUUUUACCACAUGCAUGAUGCAUCCCAUAGUAUUCAACAAAUAAAUGGAACUUAUACCACCAUGUCACUUGGGUGUGCCUUUGUCCAGACAAGGCCUGCAGCGUUUGGUCAUUGACGUGGCACACCCGUAUUCUGUAGGAGAGUUACCAGUAGAUGAGCAGCUGAUGCUUGAUAGGUAUAAGCUUGUGGCCCUUGAUGUGCAUACCUUGCGCCUGGGAUUUAGUUGUAUAGGCCGGUCUCAAUGCAGGCAUGCAACGCCGGGCCUAGCUCAGUAACUUUUUCCUUUCACAAAGUUUAGCCGUGUUGUCUGUUUUGUACUGGUGGUAGUGUAACUUUGAAAAAUUUACCGGUUAUCUUAAGUUUUCAACUGUACCAUGAACAGAAAGAUUGGUGCCGUUGCAGUUCAUCUUUAUUAGCUUAUGAGAUAUGAGAUGAGAUGCUGCUUUCAGUAUAA
This is a messenger RNA of Sorghum bicolor (sorghum), 2660 nucleotides long. Its product is annotated as protein decapping 5. The transcript has 8 exons. The record is from RefSeq and is a predicted model, not a curated record. Bases 173 to 2161 code for a protein of 662 amino acids. Lineage: Eukaryota; Viridiplantae; Streptophyta; Magnoliopsida; Poales; Poaceae. Gene Ontology annotation, cellular component: P-body. Gene Ontology annotation, biological process: cytoplasmic stress granule assembly; P-body assembly. Gene Ontology annotation, molecular function: mRNA binding.